Messenger RNA from Tetranychus urticae (two-spotted spider mite), 2352 nucleotides. NCBI's taxonomy places the organism in Eukaryota, Metazoa, Arthropoda, Arachnida, Trombidiformes, Tetranychidae. The record is from RefSeq and is a predicted model, not a curated record.
CAACUUUGAUACACAAUGUUAUCAAAUAGACACAUUGGUUUGUUUAAUAAACAAUUUUUAAUUGUUACAAUUUGUCUUUACCUUGUGCUUGUCAACACUCUCAUUCAACCAAUCAACUGUCAAUCCGAUCAAGGCUAUUUCACUCAGUAUUCUAAAGGUACACCAACCAAGGAAUUGAUAUGGUGUACAAUAAAUUCGGCCGAACAAAAUAAAUGCCGCGAUUGGGCUGAAGCCAUAAAACGCUAUCCAAAUAGUGUGCCUGUUGGCCAAUAUAAAUCGUUUGAAUUUAAUUUAAAAUGUGAACAAGCCUCUGAUAAAGAGCAUUGUAUGAAUCUCAUCGAAAAUGGACGAGCCCAUCUUGUUACAUUGGAUCCAGGGGAAGUUUUCAUUGCAGGAAGACAUCAUUCUCUUGUACCAAUCAUAGCUGAAAGAUAUGGUUCUACACUGGAAGAUUAUUAUUAUUCAGUCGCUGUUGUAAGAAGAAGCUCAUCAACGCACAUAAAAGACAUUCAAGACUUGAAAGGAAAAAAAGCUUGUUUUCCUGGAGUAAAUCAAAUGGCUGGCUGGGCCCUGCCAUUAGCUCGUUUGAUUAAUGACGGAGUACUGGAAGUAAAAGAUUGUAAUAAUAUUGUUAAAACUGCAGCCAAGUUUUUCAACCAAUCUUGCACUCCUAAUGCUCUAAAUGAUAAAAACAAUCCUAGUGGUGAUAACCCUGAAUCUAUUUGUGCUCUAUGUCACUCAAAAUGUUCUGGAUCGGACGAAUAUGCUAAUUUUGAAGGUGCUUUCAAGUGUCUUCUCGAUGUUGGAGAUAUUGCUUUCCUUAAACAUUCCACUGUUCAAUUAAUGUCUUUACGCAAUCAGUAUAGCUUUAGAAAAAAUGAUCUUGAGCUUUUAUGUCCGCAAGGAGGUCGUCGAUCAUUGGACAGUUAUUCAGAUUGUAAUUGGGGUCGUUCUCCGGCUCAUGCUGUUGUCGUUUUUUCUUCUAUGUUACCAGAAGAAAGGAAAAAAGUUCAAGAGUUUCUCAUGCAAUCAAUCCGAGUUUUUAACAUGGCCAGAGAUUAUACAUAUGGUCAAGGUUAUAACAGUGAAAAAAAUUCUGCCUCAUCGUUUGCUUUAGCCGACUAUUUAGCUCCUCAGAAAUACGGAGAUAGAGCAAAUCUCUUAUUUUCAGAUGAUCUCAAUGGCUUUGAACCGUUAUCUGGGCCUGAUCAAACAUUCCGUAAUUAUUUAAAAAAGGAAAAUUACGAUUUAUUGUCCAAAGAGUUAAAAAAAUGUCCAGUCCCAAGUGCUCGAUUAUGUGUAGUUUCAGCUGUUGAAAUGAAAAAAUGUCAUCAAAUGGUGACAACUUUUCGUGGAGCCUUCUUGCAACCUGUAUUAAACUGCGUUGUUGAACGAAGUGCAAUCGGCUGUAUGGAAGCAAUCCGUCGAGGUCGAGCCGAUCUGGUCAUGCUGGAUGCUGCAGAUGUUUAUCGAGCCGGUCAUCAAUAUGGCUUAGUACCGAUAUUGACAGAAAAAUAUGACCUCACUGAUCCCAGCUAUUAUGUCGUUGCUGUUGCUAAAAAAACUGAUCGUGAGUCAGAUUUAUUUUUCCUCAAAGGUAAAUCAUCAUGCCACACCGGUGUUGGAACCGCUGCAGGCUGGGUAGUGCCAUUAGGUUUCUUGCUGUCUAAUAAUCGAAUGAGAUCUUAUGGUUGUGACUCUCUCACUGCAGCAUCUCAAUUUUUCCAGAAAUCCUGUGCACCGGGCGCUCUUUCACCCGACUAUACAACUUCUGAUUGGGGCCUUAAUAAUCUUUGUGACCUUUGUGCGGGAACAUCGAAAUAUUUCUGUGCUCGUGACGCAAAUGAACCUUUCUAUGGCUCUACCGGUGCUCUCCGUUGUAUUGUAGAGGGAGGAGGGAAUGUUGCUUUUGUUAAACAUACUGCAAUCCUGGAAAAUACUGCUGGUCGGAAUCCUGCUCUUUGGUCUCGUAAUUUAAUUCCAAGUGAUUUUGAGUUAUUAUGUCGAGACGGAACUCGGGCCAGUUACAAUGAAUCAGUUAAAUGUAAUAUUGGUAAAGUUCCUGGUAAUGCAAUGGUUACCAGUCCUUUAAAGCCUCAUCAAUAUAUCACUGCUUAUGUUAAUCUUUUCUUAACUGCUCAGCAAUAUUAUGGAUCAAAAUAUUCCCAUGAUUAUACAUUUAAAAUGUUUGUUUCUGAAGAUGGUUAUCAUGAUUUAAUCUUCAGUGAUGCUACAUCCCAGUUAAUUGCUUUACCUCAGGAUCAACGUAGCUACUCAACUUACCUGAGCCAAGAAUUUAUCAAUUCAAUGAAACUCACUGACUGCACAUCACAAUGAUUAAAUCCAAGCUAC